This is a messenger RNA of Notothenia coriiceps (black rockcod), 789 nucleotides long. RefSeq names its product E3 ubiquitin-protein ligase ARIH2-like. The record is from RefSeq and is a predicted model, not a curated record. The transcript has 5 exons. Bases 367 to 789 code for a protein of 140 amino acids. NCBI's taxonomy places the organism in Eukaryota, Metazoa, Chordata, Actinopteri, Perciformes, Nototheniidae.
CUUCCGGUUACCAGCCCAGCAGUCGGAGAGUAAAUUGCACAGUGGAUUUCCCCACACAAUAACCAGUCCUGGUUGUCAUUGCGAGCAGAGCCGACGCUUCUCAUUGAGAAAUCUUUGUAGCCAGCUUUCCAAAUGAGUGACGGGGAGUGUGACUGCUUCUGCUUCUUCCGUUGCUGCUGAGCGCACUCUCUACGCGCCUCGGGCAGACGGGAAGGUAGUGUGUCUCUAAACAGUGAGGCAAGCAGCUUGAACAGCACACAAGGAGAAGAACCGAAGUUGAGCUUUAAACAAGUCAUUUAAUCCACUCGAACCACCGACAGGUAGGCGAGCUGUCUACCUGUCCGGGUGGCUGAUCCAAUCAAUUGGAUGUCUGUGGACAUGAACAGCCAGGCGUCGGACAGCAAUGAGGAAGACUUUGGGGAGAACUUUGAAGACGAGGGAGAUGACGAUGACGAUGGAGGAGACGAUGAUGAUCAGGCCGACAUUGAGGACUACUACAUCGGCGUGUCCAACGAUGUGGAGCAGCAGGGCGCUGACUCCUUUGACCCCGAGGAGUACCUGUUCACCUGUCUGACCUACAAGGAGAGUCAGAGGGUGCUGUUAGAGGAGGUGAACACUGUGGCUGCUGCACUGAAGGUUGUACCAGCGGUAGCAAAACUGGUCCUGGUGCAUUUGCACUGGCACCUUACACAAAUACUGGACAGAUACAAGUCCAACUCGUCUCUGCUGAUGUCGGACGCUCUGGUCCAGCCCAGCAGCACCUCCAGAACACUCACUGGACCAAGCUAA